AAGAUUUGCCUCGCGUUCCCGACUGUAGGCUAUUCCUUGUUAUUUGGCUACAAUCCACAGCUAGGCUAUUUAAAAAAAAAAAAGCUAUAGAUCCUCUGUGGCUUAAUUAUAGGCCUUCCCUUGGUGUAGUAGGCUAUUCUGAAUUAUUUCAUUUGAUUCUGAACAGACAGUGGUAAUUAUAUCACUUUGGCAUAUACAUUCAUUAGGGGUGCUGCAGUUCCUUCAGAUCCCUUCGCGCGAUUCUAUAAGGAAAUACAUAUAGUGCAACGCUGGAGAGUUGCAGGCUCAUGUCUAUCAGAGCAGAGAGGGAGAUAUCAUAUGAAGUUAAUCUAAUUCUAGUUAUGUGAGAGAUACUGGCACGCUUCUCACACAGCCACCGCCACCCGUUGGUCUCAAACGUAGGUUACAAUGUUGAGCAAAUCAUAAAUCCGGCCCAGCCCACCCCGAAUCAACUCUUAGAAUAUUAGGCCCGGGCUAAAAGCAACUUUUUCAUAUUACGUUUUUUUUGUGGGGGCAGGAGAAUUAACGAAUUGGCAACUCGAAUGAACUUUGAUCACUUUUCUUCUAAUUUGUACAUAGCAAAAAGUGUGAGAAUAAAAAUUAAUGCCUAUAUGUCAAUUCCCAGGCUAUUGAGCGCUGCUGGUGCACGAUAUUAAAUGUUGGAGGACCACCCGUGCGCGUGCUGGCUCCCAAUUGCGUAUUCUUCGAUGGCGUGAGGGCGUCAGUAACCAAAGAGGGUCGCGGUGUAGAGUAGAUCUAUAUGAUAUAUAUCACCUCCUCCGCCCCGCUCAAACACCGACCAGGGAACGAAACACCAGUACAUGAGCAGGAGGACACCAUUCAGAAAACCAACCAACAACUGACAGCUUUAUCGCCGUUGAGAACACAGGUGUCUGUGAAAUAUUGGUUGAGUCCAGAGAUACCAGAAAGAAGCUACUGACACAGGUUACUGCUGGAGAGGGCACACCAAUAAACACACAUCACAAAGGUACACACAGCUUAUACAGCUAUGGAGGAUUACGCUUCAUUAAUCAUCUGCCUGGUCAAUCUGAAGUCCUACAUGGUUUGAGUGAUGGACUUGUCUAACUGUACAGAGGGGGUCUUCUCCCUGGGUGGGGGUGAGGAGGGGGAUGGGGGUUCUAUAACCCCACCAAGUAAAAUCAUCCUCACCCUCACCCUGUCCCUGCUCGCUGUCAUGACAAUGGUUAUCAACUCCCUGGUGAUCACAGCCAUCAUCGUAACCAGAAAGUUACAUCAUCCGGCCAACUACCUGAUCUGCUCUCUGGCGGUGACGGACCUGCUGGUGGCCAUCUUGGUCAUGCCCUUCAGCAUCCUCUACAUACAGAGGGAAAGCUGGGUGAUGGGUGAGGCUGUCUGUAAUGUUUGGCUGAGUGUUGACAUCACCUGCUGCACUUGUUCCAUCCUCCACCUGGCAGCCAUCGCUCUGGACCGCUACUGGGCCAUCACUGACGCCGUGGAGUACUCACGCAAACGCACCGGCCUCCGAGCUGGCAUCACUGUCGCCGUCGUCUGGUUCCUGUCCGUCCUCAUAUCCCUUCCCCCUCUGCUGUGGAGGAACCAUGGUGGGGGGCCAGAGGAGGACCAGUGUCUGAUAACGCACCACCACAUCGCCUUUACCCUCUACUCCACCCUGGGGGCCUUCUAUAUUCCCCUGCUCCUCAUCCUCAUCCUCUACUAUAAGAUCUACAGAGCAGCUCAGACUCUGUACCUCCGCAGGGGGGCCAGCAGAGCCAGCCAGCACUCCUCCAUGGUCAACGGAACCACCCUCCCCUCCUGCCCCACUGAUGGAGACCCCCAGAGCCCAGACACCCUGAACCCCCCGGAAAAGUCUUACUCAGACCCCUCCACGGAGGGAGACCGCGUGCGCAUCGCCGUAAAAAGUCCCCAGAGCGAGUCGAGGCGGGAGCGUGAAUGUGGGUUGAGACGGCAGCGUAUCUCAGGGACCAGGGAGCGACGCGCUGCAUCUACGUUAGGACUGAUACUGGGGGCCUUCGUGGUCUGCUGGAUGCCUUUCUUCCUGAAGGAGGUGAUCGUCAACACGUGUGGCUCCUGCAACACCUCCAUAGAGCUGGCUGACUUCCUCACCUGGCUGGGGUACCUCAACUCCCUUAUCAACCCUCUCAUCUACACUAUCUUCAACGAAGACUUUAAGAAGGCCUUCCAGAGACUGGUCAGGUGUAGGCUUCGCCUCUGACACGGGCAGAGAGGACACACAUUUGUUUUUUAUUUAACCUUUAUUUAGGCAGGGUGGAGUCCAAUUUAGACAAAGGUACCUCACACAUACAAGUAUCUGUAGGGUCGCUAAGUCGAACAGUGAAUAUCAAACACAGAUUCAACCACAAAGACCAGUGAGGUUUUCCAAUGUCUCGCAAAGAAGGGCACCUAUGGGUAGAAAACGACAUUGAAUAUCCAUUUGAGCAUAGUGAAGUUAUUCAUUACAAAUACUACAAAUACAGGCGUCCUUCCUAACUCAGUUGCCGGAGAGGAAGAAAACCACGAUUUCACCACGAGGUCAAUGCUGACUUUAAAACAGUUACAGAGUUUAAAGGUACAAUAUUCAGAAAUCUCUCCGCCAUUUCCUGGUUGCUAAAAUUCUAAUACUCCGUCUAAUUUCAGUUUGACAAAACAAGCAGUUUAUAGUGUAGAGAAUCAUUGCACCAUCUAAUCCGCUGUGAAAAAUCUUUACAAUAACCAAAAUAUUGUAUUUUCAACUGUUUGAAGCUGGUGUACAUAACUGAAAGUAAAAGACGCAAAAGCCAUACUUAAGAACGAGAAGCAUAGAAAUAGAACACAGAACAGAUCUACCGCUUCUUACGUUUGCUUUCAAUGAGAAUGACCGUCUAACUCACAUUUCUAUGUGCAUUUUGUCGGUCGCCCAAAAAUGUACAUAUUGAAACUUUAAUGGCUGUGAUAGGAGAAAACUGAGGAUGGAUCAACAUUGUAGUUACUCCACAAUACUAAACUAAUUUACAGGGUGAAAAAAAGGAAGCCUGUACAGAAUACAUAUAUUUCAAAACAUGCAUCCUGUUUGCAACAAGUCACUAAAGUAAAACUGCAAAAAAUGUGGAAAAGAAAUUAACUUUACAGUGCCCUCAAAGUAUUCAUACCCUUUGACUUAUUUCACAUGUUGUUGUGUUGUAGCCUGAAUUCAAAAUGGAUUACAUUUUACUUAAAUGUUUUCUCACACAUCUACACAAAAAAAACCCAUACUGACAAACUAAGUAUCAACCCCCUGAGUCAAUACAUGUUAGAAUCAACUUUGGCAGCAAUUACAGUGACUCUUUCUGGGUAAGUCUCUAAGAGCUUUGCACACCUGGAUUGUACAAUAUUUGCACGUUCUU
Molecule: messenger RNA, 3362 nt
Organism: Oncorhynchus mykiss (rainbow trout)
Lineage: Eukaryota; Metazoa; Chordata; Actinopteri; Salmoniformes; Salmonidae
Product: 5-hydroxytryptamine receptor 1F-like
Biological process (GO): adenylate cyclase-activating adrenergic receptor signaling pathway; positive regulation of MAPK cascade
Cellular component (GO): plasma membrane
Molecular function (GO): G protein-coupled serotonin receptor activity
Source: RefSeq, a predicted model, not a curated record